AUGAUCGGAAAACUAGCCAUCUGCCUCGGUCUGUUCCUCGCUGGCGUUCAGGCCCAGCAAUCCGUCAACUGCGGAUACCAAUCUCUGAAGUGCGGUUCGGUCUUGCUCGCAGCUCCCUACAGCUACACCGAGGCCCAGCUCGUCGCCGCUGCGAAUGAUACCACAUCCAUCCCAUCCCUCUCAGUUGGCCAGCUCUCUCAGACCCUGUUCCACUGCACAGACAUCCUCGGAACCAUCACCGGCAAUGCCUACUGCUUCGCUGGAUGCGAUACCAAGCCUGGUACCCGUAACGACCAAUGUAUCCUGUAG
Messenger RNA from Penicillium angulare, 309 nucleotides. RefSeq lists its product as uncharacterized. Bases 1 to 309 code for a protein of 102 amino acids. Lineage: Eukaryota; Fungi; Ascomycota; Eurotiomycetes; Eurotiales; Aspergillaceae. The record is from RefSeq and is a predicted model, not a curated record. The transcript is spliced from 2 exons.